UCCGGCGACCACCAUGACCGUCGCCUCGCUCCUGCCCGCGCCGGGAUCCUCCGUCGGGCCCGCCCCCGCCGUCCUCACCCCGGAGGAGGUGUUCGGGGUGCUGCGGGACCUAACCCAGGCGGUCCAGGAGAUCCACAUGUUCUUGGCCGGGUCCUACGGGCCGCCCCCGGCUGCGCCGCCCAUCGCCGCCUCCGCGCCGCCGUGGCUGCCGUGGCAGCCGCCGCACCAGGCGGCCUUUGCCGCGCUUGCCGGGCCGCUGCAGCUGUCAUCCAUCGCCACCACCGCCCAACCCUGGCUGCAGUGGCAACCGCCGCUCCUAGCGGCCUCCGCCGCGCCCGGCGCGACACCACAGCAGCCGCUGCAGCUGCAGCAGCCACCGCCGGUCAGCUCCACCGCCCAGUAUGGGAUGCCCUACGACGGGACUGCGACGACCUUGUUCCCAUCAGCGCCGCCACCAUCCCAGGGCGUCCACAUCCAGCAGCUCAAGUCCCCGCCGCCGCCGUCACCGCUUCCGUCUUGGAUCGCUACCCGCCACGUGUCGGCGGCGGUGAGGCUGCAGGCUGCUGUGCGCGGCCUCCUAGCGCGUCGGCGUGUGCGGGAGAUGCGUGGUCUGCAGCUGACGCUCCUCCAAGUUGCCCUUCGCUGCGCAAAGGACCUCGAUCUCGUCCGCUGCGUCGGGGAUCUUGGGCAUGCGGUUUCCCCCACGGGCGGCGGGCAUGCUGUUUUCCCCGUGGGCAGCGACCUCAAAGUCUGCGACAUCGGCGGUUGGGGGGGCGCACCCCUCCUCGACAUUCUCCAUCGCAAGCCCUCCACUCUUCCCUGUGCAGUGCAGACCAACAGCCAUACACAUGCACUCCUUUUGUCCAGGUGGUGUCCAUGGGAUCCAGGUGGCUGUAUACGUGCACGUCCAAAAUAAAGCGUCCCAAUCUAUUUCAAGUUGAGAGUAAUAACACAAGCCAAGAUGUAAAAGGCUUGUUUUUAGGUGUUAGGUUUGUGUUGCAUCAAGUCAUGGUUAUAAGUUGGUUAGGCUGCAGCUCGAGGACAAGCUGCAUAUCCAGGUGGGGUGUAGUGUUAGAGUACGUAAUGGGCCUAAUGAGCCCGUUAGUCUUAGGGUUAAUUAGAGAUAAGGGUCGCUUGCUUAGGGGUCAAGUAAGCCUUGCUUGGGAGUCAAGUAAACCUCUCUAUAUAAAGAGAGGAGAUGUAUCAAUCUAAUGAAGCAAGAAUUAAGAAGGAAAUCCCUUCCCUCUUGCACGGCCGUGGGCAAAAAGGCCCCCGGCCGGCCCUCUCGCGCCCUCCUUCUAGCAGCGCCACAUAACAGGUACUAUAUUUCUUAGAAAUUUACUCUUACAACAGGGUGAGGUAGUAGAUCAUAGUGGCUUGCAUCAUGAUGACUCUUUUUUAUGUCAGUUUUCUUGGACCAGUUGAAGGUAACCUGAAUCUUUCUUACAUAUUUUGGACUAUUUAUAUUUUCCUUGUCUGAUCCCACCAAAAUAUAUUUUCAUGCAGCUAUUUCUAAUUGAAUUUAAACCUGGAUGACUUUCAGCAGUCUCUUUUUUUAAUUUUCAUGCAUGUAUCAAUAAAGAGGCAUUCUUAAUUGGAAUGAUAAAAUAGCUAUAACGAAUAUAUAUAUAUAUAUAUAUAUAUAUAUAUAUAUAUAUACUGAUUUUGUGUUUGAGUUAGUGUGUUCUGUAUUUCUGUCGUGAUGAAUGCCUCUUUUAUUUGCCAAGCUCCUGAGCUCCUUUACAGGUAUCCUGUUGCGAAACUUAUGGUUGACAUAUGCAUUUCAAGGUUUUAUCUUCUAUGGCUAUAUUAUGUAUCUUCUAGCACACAACCAUUUGUAAACUGAUUGUUUCUUGUAUGAAUGUUAGGAUUUGGAAACUAUAGAUAGAAGAUGCUCGAGCAGUCAGUUGCAUACAUUUCUUUGUCCCCUCACGUGACAUGCAUUUGCGACAGAGGUAUGAGUACAGAUUCUUCCUCAGCUCCAUGGAUGUGGAAGAGCUUUCAGGGAUGCAUGCCACCAUGGGGUUUGUGCUUGGACCGGCAAGAUGGGAUUUGCUGUCAUAUGGCCAUGGCUUGUGGGGACAAGUAGUGUGUGAGGUGCCCUUGGAGGGACAUGGUUCAAGCAAACGAACUGGGUGUUUCAUUUAAAUCUGUAUAGAGCAAUCCAUUAUAGGAAUGUGUGCAUAAUCAAAAGAAAGAAGUUUAAAGGACACUUUAGUUAACCAGGUCUUUGUUUUAGUUUCUUAUUCUCAGGCAUAAAUCACACUUGUUUUUCUUUGUUUCUUGCGGUCUCAAAACUGUUAUCUUUAUUGGAGUCACAAAUCAAAAAUUUGUCAUUGCACUAAGUGCAUCUUUAAUUAUUUGUAUAUCAGAAAUUUAAUAUGCUAUCAUAUUAUCUGGUCGAAGUAUAAAUUGCAUAUGAUAAUCUUUUAAGUUUUUUUUGAAAAUUGUUUAUAUGUUCACUUUUAAAGAUCAUAGAUAAAACUGAUGGCUUUUGAUGACGCCUUGAAAAUUUUGAUUGACAAAGCUUUAUGAUGGAUUGGAUUAAAAACUCAUCGAGUUUUAACAAUCAGAAGUGUUGCAUAGAAAUAAUUGUUUUAUAUAUAUUUGUUGCGCAUGAUAAUACAAAAGGUGUGUUUCGAUAUAUUUGCAGAGUAUGCAAGAUGGAGAUGGAUUAUGUCAACCCUAAAAAACGACUCAUCGACAAGGUGUUGAGGUGAUGUUGUUGAAAGGGGUCAAACAUUCGUCAAGUUAUAUACAACAAAAGGCCCGUGGCAACGCACGGGCCUUGCAAAAAUAACCGAAGAUCCCGUCAGUUAGUUCAAGCAGCAUGAUUGUUUCUUACUCAUGGUCUGUAAAUUGUGGGACUAUUGUUUAUUUCUGUGACGCAGCAAAAUGCAAUUGGAAUGUGAGUCUAGACAAGGGAGUUAUUGCCUUGAAAGACUAUCAUUUUUUUCUUAUCUGCGGGUGAGGAAGUUCGAGAAGAACAAGAAGAUGUCAGAGUUUACGACGCAGUUGGACUCCAUUGGGUUUAAGAUAGCCGAGAUCACUGUGGAUGGCAACUAAAUAGCUAUUUGGAAGAGCUCAGGGGCGAGGAUGCUAGAGAGAGAUCUGAUGCAGCAAGAGACUCCUUUGUGGCCGACUUGCUUUAGAUGUUGAGAAGAAUGCCAACAAAGGGUCUGACAAAAAACAAAUCCCAUGAGAUAUCAUAGGACGACAAGAAUGUUGGAUUCUCGGAGAUCUAAGGAUCUCAUAACUUGUUCGCCUGCUUCUUUUUUGAGUUUUCAGUUAUCCUUUAUUUCCUUGCUUAUGUCAUCUCUUUGAUAUUUGUCUCUUUCUAAAAUGAGAAACAAGGGCUUUAUGUCCUUUUCCUUUUCCAUUAAUGGAUUUCACACAACAAUAAUAGGAAAUAGUUUCAGUGUUCUCAACUCUUUGUUGUUGCUUUUCAGAGAGUAUUUUCCUCGGAUGGGUAUUAUCUGACCCAUGUUUUCUUUGUCAAUGAAAAAUCGGUAAGCAUUUUACAAUUGAAUGUCUGUUUUUUGUACAUCAUGGUUACAAUUUGCGGUUAAAUUACAAUUAAUUAUUUUUUAUUCAACUAAAAGUAACACUAUUUUAUUGUGACAUGAAUGUGUAUAGUUCAUCUAAAUUUGGCCCAAUACUUGAAAUAGCUGAUGUUCAAGUUGUCAGGUAGUAUCGAUUUUCAGGAUUUAUACAUCAAAGGUUUUAAAACAUUACUAUAUUGCAUACCAAGUAUAAUGUUAUGCAUAGAAAGAAUAUGAAACUAAUUAGAUGAGUUCCCGUGUCACUAAUUUGUGAUCUUAUUACAUUGUUCAGGUUCUGAUUUCAUUUGUUGAGCUAUUUUAAUUUCUUUUCAUGCGAGCAAUGAAAACACUUUAUGACUGGUACUAUGUAGAAAUUUUAAUCCGUUGGUUGUGGAAUCCUGGUGGUGAUUUGGAUUUCUUCACUAAAUUCUGAUAGACUUCCAUUUUGGGGGCUGUCUGUUUUGACUCCAUGUGCUAUUUUUUGUUACCGAUUGGAAAAUACAAUGUCUUACUCUUCAUAUAAAUAGACAUGAGACUUAUUGAGAAUUUUAUCUGCAGCGUGUGUUCUCAUACUUUCACAUGAAAUCUUGAAGGAAAGUAGACCCAAGGCUAUGUGGAUGGCAGCGGUUGCUCGGAGAAGAGAAUAAGCAGGGGUGCGAGGGAGUGAUGUGGACUGCGGAACGGAAGGAAGGGGAGGGAAGCUGCGUCCCUGAACUAUGCCCAUAGCUUUACAUCAAACUUCAUUGCAACUCUUGUUAGAUCCUAGCGGAUUAGUAUGAUUUUGGGUGCUGAAAGAAGCUGGCACUAUCAUGGACAUGUUUGUCUCGGGGCCCCUUCAGGAAUUUGCAGUUACCCCAUUAAUGAGUUUUAGUUAAUUAAUAUUCUAGGUUUCAUUGUGCCCCAGUUUCCUCUUGGGACGUUGGCCCUGAGGUGCGAACUCCAUCAUCCAUGUCAAUAUAAGGAUUGUGUGACUUAGCUCUU
Molecule: messenger RNA, 4523 nt
Organism: Triticum aestivum (bread wheat)
Lineage: Eukaryota; Viridiplantae; Streptophyta; Magnoliopsida; Poales; Poaceae
Product: formin-like protein 7
Exons: 3
Coding region: 14-916 (300 amino acids)
Source: RefSeq, a predicted model, not a curated record